UUGUCAUUUUUAUUAUUUAGUUUUACGUUGUAUUUAUAAAUUUUAAAAUAAGUCGUGAAAUUGUAUUAAACAUUCCUUGGGUCCCUUAAAUUUUAUGCGAGUAGGACAAUGAAAAAAUUAUUACGUUAAAUAAUUGACAUGAUUAUAUUCAAGAAGAAUAUCUAAUGACCAAACACAAGGUUAUUACCGAUGUCUGAUCAUAUAUAUAAAGCAAAACAUUACUUAAAAUAUUCCCCAUUUAUAAAUCAGCCAUAAAAAAAAGAGAUUUGAAUCAUCUAGUUUAAUGUUGUAGUUCGAAAUGAUAUUUAAAUCAAUAGUACUCGUUUUGAGCAUAAUUAGUAUUAAUGAAAUCUCUAGCCGGUCAUUGCCAUCUUACAUCAAACCUUGUAAACGAAAUGACCCAAACAUUAACGAAUGUUUAAAGAAGAUGCUAGAAAAUAUCCGACCGUAUACCGGUAAAGGAAUACCAGAAAUGCACAUAUUACCAUUAGAUCCAAUUAAAAUACCAGCUGUGACUUUAAAUCAAGGUUCCGAUUCAGUUAAUUUUGCUGCCUUAUUCACUGACUUGAAAGGAUAUGGCGUAAAAAGUUAUCAAGUUCAAAAAAUCAAUGCGAAUUUCAAAAAUGAAACUUUUGAAGCAGACAUAUAUUUGCCUUUAUUAAGAAUUGAAUCUAAUUAUGAAGUCAAAGGAAACCUAUUAUUAUUUCCAAUUGAAGGAAACGGCAAGUUUGUUGGGAAUUUUACUGAUGCUCAAACAAACAUAAAAUUCGAAAUGAAAGUUGUUCGAAAAAAUAACAAAAAAGCUUUUAUAGAGGUUAAUAAAAAUAAAGUAAGUUUCAGAAUUGGUACAGCUAAAUUACAUUUUAGUAAUUUAUUUGAUGGGAAUAAAGAAUUAAGUGACGAUACCAACCGAUUCAUAAAUGAAAAAUGGAAGGAACUUUUAGAAGAUAUAAAACCUUUACUCGAAGAUACAUUAAGUGGUAUUGUCAUGGGAAUUUUCAAGCCUGUACUUGAAACUUAUAGUGCGGACGAUUUGUUUCCAAUUUAGACCGUUCAUAGAGCGUUUUUUUUUUUAGUUAUUACAUAUUAUUAAGAAACGGAUUUAAAUGUUUUAAAAA
Molecule: messenger RNA, 1118 nt
Organism: Sipha flava (yellow sugarcane aphid)
Lineage: Eukaryota; Metazoa; Arthropoda; Insecta; Hemiptera; Aphididae
Product: protein takeout-like
Exons: 6
Coding region: 299-1048 (249 amino acids)
Source: RefSeq, a predicted model, not a curated record